CAAAACAAAGAGAGACUUGCAGCGCCAACGGCUGUUUCCCACGGCUGCACACCUCCGCUUCCAGCCUUCGCCACUACUGGAGAGAACGCCGUAUGCCACCGACUGCCGUUACCGCACUCAGCCCAGCGACACUGCUCCGACGUUUCAGCCCCGGCUACAGCGUUACCCACUGUGACAGCAAUCACAAACACCCACGCACAGCGGAAAAAACCCAGACUUUGCACGACUUCUGCACAGGAUGGCUAGUGCUGGAGAAGAUUUUUCUCAGUUUGAUAUUUCAAAAGAGGAAAAGGACAAGCUUGUUGCAGAAGUAAUCCGUUAUGUCCUUUUCAAAACCCACCAAAAUUUAGGGUGCCCAAUUAAGAGGGAUGAGCUUACUCAACUGGUUACUAAAAACUAUCGUCAGCGUGCUCUUCCGUCUCUUGUGAUCAAUGAGGCUAAAGAAAAGCUCUCAAGCAUUUUUGGCUAUGAGAUGAGGGAACUUCAAAGAUCUCGUCCUUCAUCAGCAAAUCAAGGGCGCUCUUCCCAGCAAAGUGUUGCAGAUGCCAAAUCCUACGUUCUCAUAAGUCAGCUCCCUGCUGAUGUGUACAGAAAGUAUGUUGAGGAUGCAAAUACAACGCACCUGACUGGUUUCACUUUCGUCAUGCUUAGUGUUGUAUAUUUAGCUGGUGGCAAAAUUCCAGAAGAGAAUCUUUGGCAUCAUUUGAGGCGAAUGGGAUUGUCUGAUAGUGAUGAAAUCCAUCCAGUUCUUGGAAACGUGAAACAGGCAUUGGAGGCACUUGUCCAGCAAAGAUAUUUGCAAAAGGACAAGGUUAGUGGCCCUGAAGGUAAUACCUUGUUCUAUGAACUGGCUGAGAGAGCUUUAGAUGGACCAGUCAAUGAGAGGGUUAAAGAAUACAUAUCUCAGAUUGUGAAGAAAGAUGCCACCUCUGUGGAUGUUGAUUAGUGUUCUAUCGCCCCGUCUUAGCUAAUCCAAUCGAGACCAAGGAUUCUGGAGCUUGGGAAUUGUGGUGAGUUGACUGGUAAAUAGUAAUAUGGUGGAGUCCCUGCUUGAUGUAUAUGCUUAGGAUAUUAAGCUAACAGUUGGCAUGAGUCAUCCGGCUUUUCCAAUUCUUGUCGGAUCAGAAUUCCUUCCAUGGACUGUAUCUGAUUUAUGGCCAAUAUUUUUCUUUUGCAAAUCUAAGGCUCAUAUUUUCUCA
Molecule: messenger RNA, 1199 nt
Organism: Alnus glutinosa
Lineage: Eukaryota; Viridiplantae; Streptophyta; Magnoliopsida; Fagales; Betulaceae
Exons: 8
Coding region: 239-946 (235 amino acids)
Cellular component (GO): nucleus
Source: RefSeq, a predicted model, not a curated record